Molecule: messenger RNA, 3007 nt
Organism: Dreissena polymorpha
Lineage: Eukaryota; Metazoa; Mollusca; Bivalvia; Myida; Dreissenidae
Exons: 5
Coding region: 265-987 (240 amino acids)
Cellular component (GO): nucleus
Source: RefSeq, a predicted model, not a curated record
UGGUAUUCCAGUAGCUUCUUAAAAGAUGAGGAUAAGAAAUAAUCUUAUCUUAUUUUUUUUCUUAACUAAGGAUAAAAUUGAGAUAUUUCUUAAGUGGUAUUCCGAGGAAAAUCUUAAGUUAAUCUUUAUUAAGAUUUGCCUUAAUCUAUUUUUAUCCUCAAGCGGAACGAAUGCUAAUUUGCAUAAAUUUUCGGUUUUUACCGUUCUAAAUAAAGUAACGGAAGUUUCAUAUGCGCAUGCGUAAACAUUUGUUGUCAGACGAUAAUGUCAACAAAUAUGGCCGACAUCGAUAAAAAGCGAUCGGCAAAUUUCAGUCCUAAUGACUGCUUGUUGCUGGCUCAUAUUAUGAAUGAGCCAGCUCAAGAAGGAUCAAUUUUGACGCGCUAUGCCUACCUGAAAAGCAGAUUCAACCCAUCAAUUACUUCAACUUCAAAAAAGUUGAUGUGGGAAAAAGUAGGUACAAUUUUCAACAUGAGGGCAGAGUACCCUAGAGAUGUUGUGGUCCUACAGAAAAAGUGGGACAACCUGAUCCAAACCCACAGGUCAAAAUAUCAGGACCACCUAUUUGCGCAAAACAAAACAGGUGGUGGAGCUGUCACCACUGUGCUAGGGCCAAUUACAGAGGCAAUUAUGGACGUGGUUGGUAGAAGUUCUUCCAACACUGUCGGAAUAGUUGAAGCAACAUUUGACAGCUGGUUUCUACAGCUUGAUGCAUUUGAUGCAUUUAGCGAUAGCCCUGGGGCAUCACAAGGACCUCAAACAGCUACUGCAAUCCAUCUGCCGACUGCAGCACCAAACAGGCUCAAUCGUGCUUUGCCAGUUACUGGUAGUGGACCGGCUGCAAUUGCCAAUGAUGCCACAAGUAAUGCAACAAUAGAAACUGUCUGCUGCAGUUGCGGUUGCCAUACUAGAGUUCAAAAACUCAAAGAAGAAAAGCUAACACUCCAAAUAAAACUUCUAAAGAGGCAGUUAAAUUAUGAGGAAUGAAGUUGAAUUUAUUAAAGGGGCCGUCCAACAGAUUGGUAAUUUGACAAAAUUUAAAAAGUUGUUUCAGAUUCACAAAUUUUCGUUUUUGAUGUAAUAUUUUUGGAGAGAAUAGUAAUACUAACCAUUUACCAUGCUCUUAAAUAUCCAUUAUAUGCAUCUUUUGACUAUUUGAAAACCUGAAAAUUAUAAAGUGUUGUGCGACGCGAAACAAUUGAAUACUUUGGAAAGUUCUGUUGUUGUAGUUAUAUUUUGGGUAAUUACGAGGAUUGCUUAUAAUAUAGGUAAAAACUGCAUGCGCUCUAAGCAUGAGCAUGGAUGGUGGAGUGGUAUGGGUGGGAGACUUUUUACUCCAGGUCAACUGUUUAAAUUUAUCAAUAUAAAGCAUUAAAUUACAUGCUUCAAUACAUGUCAAAAUCUGUUGGACGGCCCAUUUAACUGUGUUUUGAACAAUUUGAUAUUUAAAGGGGCAUAUCAAUGGCCAGAACAGUAUUUCAUAUUCGGAAAUAAAUUGAUACAUAACAAAAACUUAUUUCUUACAACAUUGAGCCUGCAGUAACACAUAUUCUCUAUGUAUUUUAAUAAUUGUAACCAGUUUUCCCCAGGACACCUUCAAAAUUGCUGGAAAAUUGUAGUAGUUUAAUAUUUAUGAUAAAAUCAUGUACAUAAGUAUUAUGAAAUGUGCAUGCUCAAUUACAAUAAUAGACAUUUCAAAGUACGUCAGAGUAGAAAAAACUCAUCCAAGCUUGUGAGUUCUAAGUUUCUGUAGCUAUAUUUUUUCUUAACAAUUUCACCAAGCAAGUAUUGUUCCUCACGAUUUAUAAUCAUAAAAAAAGGAACUUAAAAAUUUAACUAUAAAGAAAAAUACUGAAGAUAUGCCCCUUUAAUACAGCAUCAAAAAAUAAACUGUUUAAGAUGUUACCAUUAUGUUAUUAUUUGCUGCUGUAUAUUUGUUACCAAGAACCUGUAAUAUUUUUAUUUAAUAGUGGCCAAGGCUUGUGUGUCUAGUUUUCUAAGCCUCACAUGAAACUUCAAAUAAUAUCUAAAAGUAUGUAUUAGCAAUUUGAUCCCGGUAACGCAGUCCAUUUUGUGCAACUCCUGCAUUCAUAUUGUUGUUAUCAUCGUUCUGAUCAUCUUCCUGUAUUACUGGAUAAUCAUCAGGUAUCGGAAUGUUCAGGUCUUUGCAGAUGUUAUGCAACACUGCACAGGAGAUGAUUAUCCUUAAAUUAAUUAAAAAAACAACUGAUUAUUUGCCAUGUUGCAAUAGUUUACAGUAAGCACAGUGUGUGCAUUACAAACUUGUUGGCUGUGUAUACAAAAAGAUAUUUAACUGAUGUAUUUAUUUUUUCCUUGCAUUUUUCACAUGUGAACAGUGUUGUUGUCACAUAUCCAGCACUAAGUAUAUUAUGUAUUAGCAGUAUUUACUUAAGUUACAAAAAUUAUUUUAAAUGUUUUCUUCUAGCUUUUGGCUAUACAAUAUUUAUUUUAGUUCAUUUCACAGCUUCUUACCUGCAGACUCUUUCUGGUUUCAUUCUAACUUCACCAUGUAACACACCCCACCUUCUUUUCAGUUGUCCGAUUCCUCUUUCUACUUUUGCCCGUGUAAUCUUCAAUGAUCUGUUUCAACAUAAUAUUGAAAAUAAAAGAGUUUUAAUUACUUAACUUAUGUAUGUCUAGAAAGUAAUAUAGUUUAAUCUGUAUGUACACAUGUAAAGAAGCAUGUUACAAAUGUACUAUAAAUCUGUUUUACAUGGUUAUAAAACUUAUGUUUUUGUAAACAGAGCAAAAUACAUAUGUAAAAAAAAAUAAUUAAACUCCUUUAUUGGUAGGUACUGUUUUUUUCUUCAUCAAGAUACUUUACCAUUACAACCUAUUGAUUUGAUUUAAUAUUUACACAUUGAAGCACUAAUUAAUUUAAACUUUCAAUCUUCACAUUGCUAAGAAAAUUCAUCUGCUUUUUAUUGCGCUAUAUAAAAUUAUUCAUGCAGAUGUGUUAGAACUAACUGUUUUGUCAAUAAAUUGU